CUCACAAGUUUCACAACACGUCAGUCGCCAGUCAGCGGAGUGCUCACCCAUUGACAAGUGCGCUCCAGCCCUCUCACCGGCGCUUUGUAUUUCCAUUAAAUUUACAAAUAAGCCUCGUCGUUUAUUUGCGUUUAGAAGAGAAACACCACUGUCAGCAAAAUGGUCAGCGGAGGGCGAGAAUGCAUCAGUAUCCACGUGGGUCAGGCUGGGGUACAGAUGGGCAACGCAUGCUGGGAGCUGUACUGCCUGGAACACGGGAUCCAACCCGACGGUAUGAUGCCCCUGGACGAAACCAUUGGCUACGGUGACGACUCCUUCAACACCUUUUUCAGCGAGACCAGGACGGGGAAACACGUCCCCAGGGCAGUCUUCGUUGAUCUCGAGCCUACGGUGGUGGAUGAGAUCAGGACGGGCACCUACCGUGAACUCUUCUCACCCAACUCCCUCCACACUGGCAAGGAGGACGCUGCCAAUAACUAUGCUCGUGGACACUACACUGUGGGUAAGGAACAGCUGUCUGUGGUGCGGGAUACCAUCAGGAAGCAGCAUGAACAGUGUUCAGGCCUUCAGGGUUUCCUCGUCUUCCACUCCUUCGGUGGCGGCACUGGCUCUGGCUUUGGCUCUUUGCUGAUGGAACACCUCUCUCUUGACUAUGGCAAGAAGUCAAAACUCUGUUUCUCCAUUUAUCCAGCUCCUCAGGUUUCGACAGCAGUGGUGGAACCAUACAAUUCAAUUCUUUUCACCCACACAACAUUGGAACACUGUGACGUAGAAUUCAUGGUUGACAAUGAGGCUAUCUACGACCUCUGCAAGAAGGAACUACAUAUAAGUCGACCCACCUACACCAACCUCAACCGUAUGAUUGGUCAGGUUGUUUCCAGCAUUACUGCAUCUCUGAGAUUUGAUGGAGCACUCAACGUUGACUUGACUGAGUUCCAGACAAAUCUGGUGCCAUACCCAAGGAUCCACUUUCCUUUGGCAACUUAUGCUCCGGUUGUGUCAGCUGAUAAUGCUCUGCAUGACAACUUUGAUGUCCGCACCAUCACCGCGAAAUGUUUUGAACGAGAUCAGCAGAUGGUAAAGUGCAACCCCUUGGAAGGUAAAUAUAUGGCAUGUUGCCUUUUGUUCCGAGGUGAUGUUGUCCCUAAAGAUGUCAAUGGAGCCAUCGCUGAACUGCGCACAAAGAGAACUAUAUCCUUUGUUGACUGGUGCCCCACAGGCUUUAAGGUGGGUAUCAACUAUCAGCCACCUACAGUUGUUCCUGGAGGUGACCUGGCUAAGUUGGAGCGUGCUGUGUGUGUUCUCUCCAAUACUACCGCUGUUAAGGAAGCUUGGAAACGCCUUGAUAGAAAGUUUGAUCUGAUGUACUCUAAAAGAGCAUUUGUCCAUUGGUACGUCGGUGAAGGCAUGGAAGAAGGUGAGUUUGCAGAGGCACGGGAUGACUUAGCUGCCCUGGAGAUGGACUAUAUGGAGGUAGAGGAGAACCCAGGCACUGAUGUGGAAGAUGAUGAUGAUGAUGGAUAUGACAAUUAACUUGGAAAAAGUUGGAUAUUUGCAAAUAUAAGCUUCAGACAGGUCUACACAGGGGCCACUACUGCUAGCUCUCAUACACAGGGGAGUUUACUGCUAAUUUUCUAUUAUUUUUUGCAUAAAAUGUACAAGUAACAACUAUACAGUAAUGGGACUGCAUCAACAUUCCAUUCCGACUUGUUAAGAGUGAGAAAGCCAUAGAUGCUAGUUUCUUAGCGUCUGAGGAGCUUUGGUUGGUGAGGAGCACUAAUAGAAAAGCUCAAGUCCAUCACACUAAAUAAAGGGAAAACUGAU
Molecule: messenger RNA, 1824 nt
Organism: Homarus americanus (American lobster)
Lineage: Eukaryota; Metazoa; Arthropoda; Malacostraca; Decapoda; Nephropidae
Product: tubulin alpha-1C chain-like
Exons: 10
Coding region: 160-1533 (457 amino acids)
Biological process (GO): microtubule cytoskeleton organization; mitotic cell cycle
Cellular component (GO): microtubule; cytoplasm
Molecular function (GO): GTP binding; structural constituent of cytoskeleton
Source: RefSeq, a predicted model, not a curated record